UUUUUAUAUUUGAGAAAAAGGAGAACAGGACAUUUGUUGAUUAGGAAUAGAGAAAUUAAUACUAAUCCCUUAAGACGGAAUGUAUUAAACCGUUUAAUAGGAGGGGGCGAUAGAAAUUGUAUUUGGGAAUUAAGGAUGAGCGUAGAUGCAUUAGGAAGAUUGUGUGAGUUACUAAAAGUUCAAGGUGGAUUAAGAGAUGAAUGUCGUGUAAGUAUACCUGAACAAGUAAUUACGUUUUUAAUAAUACUAGCUCAUCAUAAAAAGAAUCGAACGCUUCAAGUUAGAUUUUAUAGGUCAGGAAAAACAAUAAGUAGGUAUUUCAACAAGGUGUUAUCCUUAGUCAUACGUGUCCAAAGUCUAUUGCUUGCAAAAGUUGUUCCUGUUCCAGAUGACUGCAUAGAUCCCAGAUGGAAAUGGUUCAAGGGUUGUCUAGGAGCAUUAGAUGGAACAUAUAUAGAUGUGACUGUCCCUGAAAAAGAUAAAUCAAGAUACCAAACAAGAAAAUGUAAGAUAUCAACUAAUGUCCUAGGCGUAUGCAAUCGAGAUAUGAACUUUGUGUAAGUACUUAGUGGAUGGGAAGGAUCCGCUUCGGAUUCAAGAAUCCUUAGAGAUGUCAUUUCACGUCGUAAUAACCUCAAGAUACCAAUUGGUAUGUAAGUAUUAAUUUUUAGGUAAUAAAAACAUUUCAAUGUUUUUAGCUCAUUCAAAUUCCAUAGUCCUCAUAAUGUAUCUCUUUCGAUUUAUAGAAAAUUAUUAUUUAGUAGA
This is a messenger RNA of Arachis duranensis, 765 nucleotides long. RefSeq lists its product as uncharacterized. The coding region runs from base 136 to 561 and encodes 141 amino acids. The transcript has 2 exons. The record is from RefSeq and is a predicted model, not a curated record. Lineage: Eukaryota; Viridiplantae; Streptophyta; Magnoliopsida; Fabales; Fabaceae.